Messenger RNA from Pseudomyrmex gracilis, 8992 nucleotides. RefSeq names its product protein still life, isoform SIF type 1 (gene sif). Gene Ontology annotation, biological process: positive regulation of axonogenesis; activation of GTPase activity; small GTPase-mediated signal transduction. Gene Ontology annotation, cellular component: synapse; membrane. The record is from RefSeq and is a predicted model, not a curated record. The transcript is spliced from 29 exons. NCBI's taxonomy places the organism in Eukaryota, Metazoa, Arthropoda, Insecta, Hymenoptera, Formicidae. The coding region runs from base 333 to 6419 and encodes 2028 amino acids. Gene Ontology annotation, molecular function: protein binding; guanyl-nucleotide exchange factor activity.
AAAAAAAAAAGAGCAACGCCAAACCGCCGGCCGUGAUCGGCUUUGUGGAAAGUGGUGCCAAAAGUCGAUUGAUAUAAGCCAUAAGAGACCACCCCAGCGAAAGUGUGUCAAAGAGGAAUCGAAGAGGUGGGAACGACGGACGAAGGUAAAGGCCAGACAAAGAAAGAGGCGCACGAAGAGGCUCGUACCGAGAAAAAAAACGAGCAAGAACGCGCUGAGGCUUGUUGAGCCGGAAACACGAGAAAACGGAAACGGUGGUGGGCCGGGACAGGGCGAGAUCUAAGAUAGAAAGAAAGAAAAAAAAAAAAAAAAAAAAACAACAACAAAUUAGAAUGGGCAACAAGCUGUCCUGCAGUUGUGCGCCUCUAAUCAGAUCAAAGUAUCGCUAUGAGGACAGCCCGUGGCAGGCCGGUGCCAGGGGCGGGAUGGGCGGCAGCGGAGGACGCAGGGGUGACACUGGCCACUUGCUCAGGUGCGGAAGCUUAAGAGAGAGGAAGAGGCUAUGGGCCGAAGUGUUCCAUGUGAACUCGAGCGGAAGUGGGACUUUCAAGUGGCAGCAGGUGUCCGAGGAUCUGGUGCCGGUUAACAUCACCUGUAUCCAGGAUUCGCCGGAAUGCGUCUAUCAUAUCACCGCAUACAACAGCCAGGUCGAUAAGAUUCUAGACGUGCGGUUGGUUCAACCUGGAACGCGUAUCGGCCAAGCGUCGGAGUGCUUUGUUUACUGGAAGGAUACAGUGACAAAUGAGACUUGGGGGUUGAACUUCACAUCUCCCAUAGAUGCGAAACAAUUCAAAGAAUGUUGCUCACCGUCGUUCAAGAUUUCAAGGAAAGCGUCCUCUUCUUACUCGUUGAAGCUCGAGCCAUCGAAUAAGCAGAAGAUCAAAACACGCCGAAAGCCAUUGUCGACACCGGCCUCACCAAGUCGAUCCAGGGAAAGGGAACCUCAGUGCACCUGCAUGACGCCGGAUCAGCUCGCAAGGAUACGUAGCAAUCAAGACCCCAGAUAUCGAAGUCCAUGCGGGCCGUCGACACUUCCGCGGACCAUAGUGAGAUCGACGGAAAUCGAAAUGCCAUCAGGACGAGACAAGAUGACAUCGGCCACAUCCAGCGCGUCACUCUACGACAAUGUCAAUAAUCCUACUAUGACACCUGGGAAAACACCAAAGGCCGGCGACUCGGCCAAACAGAAGGAGAAGCAGAACGAGACAUGCCAGACAACCCCGAAGACUGCCACCGUUGGAUCGCAGGCAAGCAUCGACAGCCCCGAAGAGAAGGGAUCCACGAUAUCGCCGAAGAAAUUGCAAAAGCAGAGCCAGGACUCGUCCACGCAGCAGAACGGCACCGAAAUGCUCAAAUCGGAGGGCACGCAGGCUGGUGGGACUCUGCAGAGCAAAUCGCUGCGCAAGGAGCAGCUGCACCACACCAAAUCGGCCGAUUACACCGAGCUCGAGAUGCAGAACGGCAAUUUGUUCAACAUCGUCAACAACAAUCACGGUAGUCACAAGUCGAAGAGCAAGAGCACGGACGACAUGCGAAUCGAGAACGCGCAGAACGGCGGAAUCAGCGUGGACUCGAACAUGCUGAAGCGCAUGCUGAAGCCGAUGCCGAGCAUCGACAGCCCGGUUACGUCGCCGGAGAUGACGAGGAAACGCCACAGCCAUCACAGCUAUCACUAUCAUCCGAGCAAUAACAAUCAGAAGUACAUGAUGCAGGAGAUCGACAACGAGAAUUACGCGCAUCCCUAUCGCGUCCCCUACAACAACAAAUUUCAAGGAUCCAGGAGCGCUCACGAUAUGAGCCGGCAAUACUCUGGCGGCAGAGGCAGGGCGUACUUAGAUUCGGAAAGUAAUCGGUGCACAGGUGACAUGUCGCCGCCUUCGGACAACGUCAUCUUCGACAACCAGUGCUACGCCACCACGCCGAGCUCGUCGAACGGCAAUUCCGACAUGGAGCAACCGAAUCACUGCAACUCCCGUCGCUGUAACAACGGCCAGUCAUAUCAAAACAUGCAGUCGGUGUCGACGCCAGGCAGUCCGACCAGCCGUCUGCUCCUCGAAUACGAGAUGCAUCUCAGAAACACCCUGGCCAAGGGCAUGGACGCCGAGAGUUACAGCCUGCGCACGUUCGAGGCCUUGCUCACGCAAAGCAUGGAGAACUUGGAAUUUGCGGAAAACAUACCGUUGAACGUUCAGCGUACACCUCACGUUUCACGAAGACGUUCCAGUUCUAACAAGUCUUCAACUCUGCCGUUAUCCUAUCGCUAUUGCAACGAAAGACAAAACAGCAAGGAUCGGGACGGCUAUUACAGCGACCGCAACGAGGUGGCGAGAGAGAAGAGAGAGCGUGACUCCGAGCGCGAUCGAGACCGUGGUUAUCUCAGCGACUACAAUUCUAGAUGUGCCAGUUGCAUCGGCGAGUCCGCACGUGCACAAUGGUUUCGACACUCAGACGGAUGGCAGUCGGGCAGUUCAACUCUUGGUUCCGGUGCUUCGAGUUCGAUAAAUCCAGGAUAUUCGGGACACAAGAGAGACUCGCCCUGGGAUUCUCUUCCCUCUCUGCGACAUGAAGACAGCGGUUACAAAUCUAACCGGACCGAUUCUCUCGAACAAAGAGGUACUUUCGACAGACAGGACAGCGUCAGAUCCGAUUAUAUGUCCGACCGAGAUGGCAGAUACGGAAUCGUUCAACAAGCCUCGUUGGAGAGCACGGACUCGAGACUCUGCUACUUGACGUCUUCUGAGAUGUCGGACGACGAUAGGAUGUCACUCACCACCGCCGUCAGCGACGAUGAUGAUGGCGAGAGCGUCAUAAAUUCGCCCUAUCGUGGAAAGCAGACUGGAACGGCCGCAGCUUCAUUCAAUUGCACCGGUGCAGUUCGGAAAUCAGGAUUUCUCAGUGUGAAGAAAUGGUUAUUGCGCAAGAAGCAUCAGAUCGAACUUGCCAGGAAGAGAGGCUGGAAAGGCUACUGGGUUUGUUUAAAGGGUACUACGCUUCUUUUUUAUCCUUGUGAUUCUCAAGAAAGCAAAGCCACGGAGGCAGCACCUAAACAUCUUAUCAUCGUCGAUGGUGCGAUUAUGCAGCCGAUUCCCGAGCAUCCAAAGAGGGAUUACAUAUUUUGUCUCAGCACCGCGUUCGGGGACGCCUAUCUAUUUCAAGCGCCGUGUCAAGUGGAGUUAGAAAAUUGGGUAAACAGUAUUCAUUCGGCAUGUGCCGCCGCGUUCGCGCGUCAUCGCGGCAAGACCGGUACGUUGCAUCUGUUGCAGGAGGAGAUUUUCCGUUUGGAGAAGGCGAUUGAGUCGGAUCACAAAAUGAAACACAUGGCGGAUCUUCAGCAAUCAGUAGUUUCUGACGUUGACACUAAGCAGCAAAUUAACAAUCAAAUAAUACAGUGGGAAGAGAAUCUGGAGCGAUUACAUUGCGAACAAUUCCGCUUGCGGUGCUAUAUGGCCAGUUUACAAAGUGGCGAACUGCCCAAUCCAAAGAGUCUUCUGACACACGUGUCUCGCGCUACAAAACAGACAUUGAACAAGCUAGGCGUGUUCACGGUGUCGUCUUUUCACGCGUUUAUUUGCGCGCGUAGUCCAUCCUUGCUAAAUAAUUUAUUGGCGGGUCGUGGAGCGACGAAGAGGAGGCCGCCGCUGCUGUCCAGGUCGAACAGCGGUUCAAGCAGACGUUCAUUGCAAAUCUCGUCCAGAGACGAGGAGAAGAGCGUGAAGGUGUCCGUGCCGGAAAAUCAGGUACGAUCAUCAGGACGCCGGCACGUAUCGGUGUUUCUGCGCGACGGUAUGACUGUCGAGGAAUUCCUGGCGAGCGCGUGCACCAGGAAGAACCUAAAUCCGAUGGAGCACUUCGUACGCGUGAAGAAGCGGCGAGAUAUGGAGGACCACAACUACUUUGUGCCACACAGAACUGAUUUGAUAGAAACAUAUUGGCAUACGCACGAAAUCGUGGAAGUUUGCGCUAAGAUUUUAUAUCAAGUGGAAUUACAAAGAAACACUUUAGAGCAAAUGUGGGGUUUCUCCGUCGAGGCGGAGCUUAUAGAAAACUCCGACAGGCAGGACGAGCUGUGCUGCUAUGUUAGUAGAGUGGAAGACAAAAGUGUCGCCAUGCAAAACGGAAUUAUCAAGGGCGAUGAGAUUAUGGUAAUUAACGGCGCCAUCGUGAGCGAUCUUGAUAUGAUGCACUUGGAGAGCCUUCUGCAAGAAGAGUUCGGCCUUUGCAUGAUGAUGCGAUCUUCGAGAACCGAGCCACCGGAUCUCACGGGCAUUAUGCGAGUCACUGAUGACAUAAUCGAGAGCCUGGUCUGUCCGCCGCCUCCCUCCGAUCCACCGGUCAUAAGCGAGGAGAUGAUUUCCGGUUUAAUUGUUCCGGCACCCGGGUGGAGUAAGGAGAAUAUUAUGCAGGAAUGCACGUCGGCUGCUCACAUGGAGAACAGCAAGCAGACCUCGCGGACAAAUUCCUUCGAGAUCGAGAAUCUUUUGAAGACUGCCGAACAGGUGACAGGAAUCUGUCGUUCGCCCGGUGAGACCAGAAAGUCGAGUCCGACCGGAAGUGUCGUUAGUUCUCAUUCGCAGGCUCUCACACCGAGUCGGCAACUUAGCGACGCUGAGAAGCUGAAGAAAGUGAUUUUAGAAUUGAUUGAGACUGAACGAACUUAUGUAAAGAAUUUAAAUAAUUUGCUGGAGAACUAUUUGGAACCCCUUAAACGUGAAACUUUCCUGUCGAAUGCGGAGAUCAACGCGCUGUUCGGUAAUAUUCAGGAGAUCGUCACGUUUCAACGACAGUUCCUGCAGAAUCUCGAUCACGCUAUCGAGAUGGAGGCCGAUUUCAACAACUUUGACCAUCCGAGUCAAUUUAAGGGAGUCCUGUUUUCCAUUGGAAGUGCCUUCUUAUAUUACGUAAAUCACUUCAAGCUGUACAGCUCGUUUUGCGCAAGUCACUCGAAGGCUCAGAAGGUUUUACAUCCAAACGAGGGAAAUCAAGCUUUACAAGAGUUCCUGCAAGCGAGAAAUCCUCGGCAGCAACACUCAUCGACCUUAGAAUCGUACUUGAUAAAACCUAUACAAAGAAUACUCAAGUAUCCGCUGCUGUUGCAGCAGCUUAGAAAUCUCACUGACGAACGGAGCGAGGAACAUCAACAUUUAAUCGAGGCGCUCAAAGGCAUGGAGAAGGUGGCGGAACACAUAAACGAGAUGCAGAGAAUUCACGAAGAAUACGGCGCUAUUUUCGAUCAUCUCUUCAGGCAACACCAAAAAUCUUGCAAACAGCCGAUCGACUUAAGUCCGGGCGAUCUUUUAUAUUACGGCGGCGUCGAGUGGCUCAAUAUUUCCGACUUCCUCGGUAAAAUAAAGAAGGGUCUCGAAUUGCACGCGAUGUGCUUCGUAUUUAAAUCGGCCGUCGUGUUCCUGUGCAAGGAAAGAUUGAGACAGAAAAAGAAACUCAUGGGGGUCUCAACAAAAGCUAACUCCAGCGAGGUGGAAAUCAUUCGUUACCAAGUAUUGAUCCCGGUGACAGAAGUCCAAGUCAGAGCCAGUUCUGCCAAAGACAUGGAAUCCCACUUUUUGUGGGAAUUGAUUCAUCUAAGGAGUCAAUUACAGAGAAGAUCGGAAAAAGUAUACGUGCUCUCUAACAGUACAACGGAAUUCCGAAACGCGUUUUUGAAGACAAUCCGACAGAUUAUUCGGGAGUCGGUAAGAAACAUGAGCAUACCCUCGACGAAACAGAACAUGGGUCACGCACCGAUGUCGAUGGCGCCGCGCAUGUCAACCGGCCAUGUGGAGAAAUUCGACAAGCAGCAAACCGGCCAGGGUCAGAACGGAAAUGGUGCGGUCAUACCGGGCACGCUCUCGAAAAAAGCGAUGAAGCAACAAUUGCUCGCAAGUUCGCACAAACGCAAAUACAGCCAAUCGAAACAGCCGGUGGAGCACGAGAGUUCGGAAGAUAAGGAUCAGGAGGACGCGCCAAUUCAGCAGCAAACCACGUUUCGUUCCAGAAGUAAAACUAUAAGCGACACUUCCGGCGAAGCGAAAGUGGAAAUGGAUUCGGGCACAAAGUCAGAAGGUGAAGAAGAUUCGCAGGCUUUUUUAGGUGAGAAGAAGACGAAUCUCGGCCGCACACCCAAUCAUCUCACGCUGAGUACCACGUCAACCAUCUCGGCGGGAAGCACCGGUAGUCAGGCCAGAUUGAUCCAGUCUUCUCAUCAGCCCGAAAAUUACCAGCCCACUACCGUCAAAGAACUCGGUUCGCCGAUUUGGAAGCCACGAGAGCUACCUUCUUUGGGAGAGGCCACCACAUUACCGCGCAAGGGUAAGUCGGCCGGCGAGUUCGCGGACAUGAGCUCGAGCCACAGCGCCUCCCGAAAGUCUCUAAUAGAAAUCAACAAUUGUGCUCAACAAUCUAACUUUAAUAAUCACGUUUAAGUUGAAUAAUAUCGAGGUUGACUCGCUAACGAGGAAAUAUCGUUAAGAUCCGCCACUAUUCACCACUGUGUCAUCGUUUCAUUGUCAUCAUUAAAAACACAACCAACAAUCAUCGUCAUAUGUAAUGCACAUAAAUAAUUGUUUGAUUAUUGCGAGUAUCACACGACGCGAUAACAAUACGCGAGAGACACACGUCCGCCGCCCACGUGGAAAAAUUCACGCGAAAUACAAAACUGCUACUUUCUCCCUCCGCUCUCUUCCUCGUUUUUUGUCUUCCAGCAGAGGAAUCGCGCGUUUGAUUGCGUGCGCGUUGCGUGUGUGUUGCGUGAGAGAAUAAGUGAGAUUGCUCGACUAAAGCCUCCUCUAUUGUACUCUCUCUAAAGAAUUUAAUCGAACUCAUAUAUGUAUAUAUAUAUAUAUAUAGAUAUAUAUAUAUAUAUAAUAUGUAUAAUUUCUUUUUUAUAUGAAUAUAACAUUAUUACGCUUCUUAAUUAUUAUGUCUCGCGACACAUUCAAUUAAUUAAAAACGAUGUAAUUUUUCACAUUAGGAUAAAUAACUAUUAAUAUAUUUUUUAUGGUUGAGUAAUUUUUUUAUUUUUGAUAAUAAUUUUUGAAGAAACUAGAAAGAGAUGUGAUGCCGAGUGAAUUGCUGGCUUUGAAAGGAUAAAACUUAAUGGCACGUGUGUGUGUAUGAAUAUUUCAACGUUUUUGAAAUUCUCCCGCACCGUUUGCAAAAGACUUUUAUCCAGAGCGAUCGAGAUGAAUGAAUUAGGAAAUAUAAGAGAGUUAAUUUUAAAUUCUCAUUUUUGCAUUACGCAUUUUUCUAACUUUGUUUCUCGUUGUUGCUUUCGAUUCCUUUUUUUCCGCGUGGACGGCGGCGCGAUAGCCGGACAGAUAAACGACUGUAUAUAAUGUAAUGAUAUUAAAUUGUCACUAUAUGAAGUGUUAUACACACACGUCGCGAUCGCGAUCGGGCGCGUAGCGCGCUCGAUACGUUGUUUCUCAUUAUUCUACCGUACAUUAUAUGGUCUUCUCAUCUUUUUAUUGUUAUAUAAAACCGUGAUAUAUGCAUCACACAUCACAUUGAUGAUCGCCAGUUGACGCGAAACCACACACGAUCAAAGAAGAAAAAACACAAAAAACUGAAGAAGAAGCGAUUUUCGUGCGCGUAGUGAGUAAGUUUUAGCGAUUAAAAGAGAAAUCAAUUACAUUAAAAUAAAAUGUCGCAUAUAUAUAUAUAUACACAGAAAAUAUAUGUAUACAUACUAUAUAUAUACGCGGGAUAUUAUAUAGAGUGCGGAAAAUGUGUGAUGGGUUUGUGAAAUUGUAUUGUAACGUCGUCCACGGUUCCCCCCUUAAAAAAAAAAAAAAAAAAAAAAAAAAAAACGUUCCGCCGCGUAUUAACCUGUUUUCAGGGUCGAGCAUCCUCGCCGAUAUAGCAGAUUUUAUUUUUAACGUUACUUAAGAUGUGAAAGAGAAUGAGUGAACAUAAAAGAAAGAGAGAGAGAGAGAAAGAGAGAGAGGUAAAGAAAGAGAGAGAGAAAGAGGGAGUGGUGAGAGGGUGAAAGAAAAAAAGAGGAUGUGUGUAUGAAUGUGUAUGUGAACGAAAAAAAAAAAAAAGAGAGCGAGAGAGAGAAAUGGCCAGAGUGCUCGAGACCGAAGUUGCGAGGUGAGAUGCGCCGGCGUAACGAUGAAAAUGUAUUCAAGGCCCGUGACUUAGGACGGUAAUGUGCCGGGAAAAUAAAACAGAAGAUAAAAGAGAUGGUACGCAACACACUCGACUCUAAUCCGUGUAUAUCGAUUAGAAGCGACGAACAGUAUCGAGAGGGGCAUUGAUGGUAUAAUAGUACCGGCACUGGAAUUAAUUUUCCCGAUAAUCCGGCAUGAUCCGACACACAUGUACUGCGUUGUUAAAUGAGUAUUACGAUAAAUUAAGAAUGGUAUCGAGGGAUUAAUACGUGUAAAUUAGACGACAGAAAGUAUCCACAUAGAAACGUAUACCUAUACAACCAAAAAUAUAUAUAAAUAAAAAAAAAUAUAUAUACACAGAUUAACACACACACACACACAUGACAUGUAACGCAAAAGUGGUGUAAAACUCCGAGAAUGUCUUUCAGAGGAGGAUAUUCGAGGAUUCGAAACGCUCUUUUUGACGAGAAGAGUUUUAUAGAAAUGUUCUAAGAAUAUAUUUUGCGCGAACAUGUCGCAAAAAUAUGUGCUGAGAAUGUUCUAAUCACAUACACACACAUACACACACAAAUACACACAAAAAACACUCAUACACACGCGCGCACAUGUUAAGUUUUGAGAAAUAAUUUUCAAAAUAUUCCGAGACUAUUCCGUGGAUGUUUUGAAAAUGAAGAUGUUUAAAUAUUGCGACAUUCUGAAGAAAAAAUACUUCCUUUUACCUCGCAUCACCACAUACAACAUGUACGCAUACUCGAGAAAAGUGGAUGUCACGCGCGCCAUACGAGCCGAUCACGAGUCGAUCUUCACAUCGAACGAAGACGUUUAAGUAAUUCUAUAGCACGAUACAGUGAAUAGGACAAUAAAAGGGAUAAAAAAAAAAAAAA